Messenger RNA from Paramormyrops kingsleyae, 1888 nucleotides. It is a transcript of the gene mterf3, whose product is annotated as mitochondrial transcription termination factor 3. Gene Ontology annotation, cellular component: mitochondrion. Gene Ontology annotation, biological process: mitochondrial ribosome assembly; regulation of DNA-templated transcription; mitochondrial transcription. Gene Ontology annotation, molecular function: double-stranded DNA binding. NCBI's taxonomy places the organism in Eukaryota, Metazoa, Chordata, Actinopteri, Osteoglossiformes, Mormyridae. The record is from RefSeq and is a predicted model, not a curated record.
GACACAGGACGUUCAGUGAUGUUCAAUUCACGACGAAUUCAGAAUUCUUACUGUCUUUUUUGGCCAAAUGAACUAAAAUUAUGCAGCGCACGCUUCUGACGCAAUGACAUUUUUUCCGAUUAUACGGGCGUUUUUUACAUGGUAAAGCUAAAGUAACUAGUAAGGAAGGAAGUUUUGUGAUCGAGGGCUGGUAGUAAACAAGUCGUAAAUUAAUACAGCCUUUUAAAUGCGUUCCCAAAAUGAAAAUAGAUUUGAAUAUAUGGUUUCCUAGCUAGGCAACUGAAAAGGAUUUGUCUAUAUAAUAAUUGUAAAGUUAAAUAUGUCAUAUCAAGAAUGUAAUGUUUUUCCGUUUUGUUUUACACAUAAUUAAUCUCCAUUGGCUUUGGUCGUGUGGCAGUACAGAUUCUGAUAUUUAUUCUGAUUAGGUAAACAUGGAUAUAAAUUUCCUCAUGGCACUUGGUGGUCUUCACCUGUGCAAGAGAUGCUGUUUUUUCCUUGGUGUGAGGAAAUUGUGCUCGGAUCUGCAGCAGAGCGCAAGAUUUCUGCACUCAGCCAAUGCACAGUUUUCCAGCGUCCCUCAGAUUACAUUCGCUGCUAGUUCCACCCGCGGUCCAGCACGGCCUGUUGGUAUCACGGGGCGUUUCCAUAAACCUCCACAAACUGAGACCUGGAAACUGACAGUGUGCCAGUAUAGCGACACGACCGUCGUUACCCUUGCAAGCCGAGAGAGCCAGCCGCUUCCUGCUGACCCUGCCCAAACUGGCCUCAUAUCCAAGCAGCCUGGACACCCAGAGGGGUCACUGUUUGGCACGCCCCCCCUUCCGGACAGCCAGGCACCUCUGUUGGAUCUGGAUGGCUCCCCGCCCCUUGCUCCCUUUGAGGAGAUCAGUGAGGAGGAGGCUGUGCAGAUUCACGCAGAACCGGCCCUGCCUGCCGCCUCCGUCUCUCUCGGGGACUACGUCGACCAAUCAGAGACGCUCCAGCAGCUGCUUAAGUUAGGUGUUAACCUGAGCAAGCUGGAGCAGAGGCCCAAUGUUGGAUCUAUGCUGCUUCGGCUGGAUUUCCAGGCCGACGUGAAGGACCGGCUGCUUUUCCUGAAGGAUGUGGGUGUGGAGGACUCACGGCUUGGGGCCUUCAUCACCCGUAACCCUUUCAUCCUCACAGAGGGUCUGGAGAACCUUCGAGCCAGGAGCGCAUACCUGAGGUCCAAGAAGUUCAGCCGGGUGUCUGUGGCAACCAUGGUGUCCAAAGCUCCUUAUUUACUCAAUUUCAGCAUUGAGAGGCUUGACAACCGCUUGAACUUCUAUCAGCAAACUUUGGGCCUCAGCACAGAGAAGACCAGAAACCUUCUGGUUCGUCUUCCAGGGCUGCUGUGUAGGAGUUUGGAACCAGUGAAGGAGAACCUGAAGGUCUGUGAGCUGGAGCUGGGCUUCCGCCCCAAUGAAAUCCAGCAUAUUGUCACCGCAGUUCCCAAGGUGCUCACUGCCAACAAAAAGAAGCUGACUGAGAUCUUUAACUACAUCCACAACACGAUGGGCAUCCCUCACUCUCUCAUCAUCAAAUUCCCCCAGGUUUUCAACUCGAGGCUUCUUCGGAUCAAAGAGAGACACCUGUUCCUCCGGUACCUAGAAAUGGCCCAGUAUGACCCCGCAAAGCCCAAUUACAUUUCCCUGCACUGCCUCAUUUCCCUGCCAGACCGGGUCUUCUGCUCUGAUGUGGCGAAAGCAACCUUAGAAGACUUUGAGCUGUUUCAGAAGACCCUGUAAUUUAAAACCAGCUGUUUCUCUCCCAUUUGUAUGUCAGUAGGAAAUGUUAAUGCGUAAAUGCAUUGCAGGUCAGACAUUUAGCGAUUGUUUUCUACUGUGAAAUUAAAGGGUGUUUGACCAGC